Molecule: messenger RNA, 2906 nt
Organism: Doryrhamphus excisus (bluestripe pipefish)
Lineage: Eukaryota; Metazoa; Chordata; Actinopteri; Syngnathiformes; Syngnathidae
Source: RefSeq, a predicted model, not a curated record
CGCUAACGCGACUGAUCACAGUACAACGCUAAGUAACUACACGGGAGUGUAAACGGCAUAUCGAAGUACAAACAUCGACAUUUAAACGUUAAACGAAAGGAUACAGUUCGAGUUUAUCCGCUCCGUGGUUGCUUCCGGGCGCCGCCAUGUUUGUUUGUGACUCUUCUUCGGGUGGAAAUGAUCGCAGUCAGUGAGUGGCGCGGCCCCUAGUGUCUGAGAAGAGAACAUCUUUUUUCUUUUCCAAUUACGCUACAUGCGUACCGUUAAAUAAUGGUAUUGGUUUCAACUUGCUCAAUCGUUUUUGCUGUUUUUUUUUAAUCCAAAUAAGUCACACAUGAUUUGUGUAAGUCUUUUAUUUUGAAAUGGAGCUGUCAAGAUCAGCUGUUGUGCGUGCUCCUCCUGUGAGUGUGCUCCUCCUGUGAUUGUGCUCCUCUCAAAACUGUCAGAAGAACCAGGACGAGGAGAAGGUUGAUUCAUCUGCUGGCUGCUUGUCAACAAACAACGCGUGCGCAGUGCACGCAUUCAUGGCGGCGCCAAAAAGCAGCGGCCUGCUGCGUGACCUCCAGUUAGCGCUGCAGCUGAAGAUUGAGGAGUUGUGUCAGAGGGACACGCUCAUUGACGAGCUGGAACUGGAGCUGGACACCAAAGAUGACCUGAUCCGGCAUCUGCAGGUCGAGCUGGAACGCCAUCGCAGUGCAACCCAACGAGCCCCCAACGCCGGCGAGGUGCCAAACACAGGUGGCGCCCCGCAGACGGCGGCCCCAGACGAGCCUCAGCGCACCAAGAGACAAGCCAUCUCGGCAGAACCCAGCGCUUUGGACCCAUCCCAGCUCAGUGACGUGACGCUCACGAGCUACUGCAAGACUAAAGAGUCCAGUGAGCUGAUCCAGAGAGCACUGAUGGACAACGACUUCAUGAAACACCUGGAACACGGACAGAUUCUGACCAUCCUGGACUGUAUGCGGCCCACCAGCCUGGAUAAAGGCUGCUGCGUGAUCCAAGAGGGCGACGACGGAUCCAUGGUUUACGUUCUGGAGGAGGGCAUGGUGGAGGUGACCAAGGAAGGUAAAAAAUUGUGCACCAUCGGACCAGGAAAGGUCUUUGGAGAACUCGCCAUCUUGUACAACUGCACGCGCACGGCUACUGUAACAGCACUGACUGAUGUCAAGCUGUGGGCCAUCGACCGUCUGGGGUUCCAGACCAUCAUGAUGCGUACAGGUCUCAUCAAACACUCCCAGUACACAGACUUCCUGCGCAGUGUUCCAUCCUUCCAGGCGCUGCCUGAGGAUGUUCUCAGCAAGCUAGCAGAUGUUCUGGAGGAGACUCACUACAGUGACGGCGAUUACAUCAUCCGCCAGGGCGCCACAGGAGACACCUUCUUCAUUGUCAGCGAGGGUCAGGUAAAUGUGUCACAGCAGAGCACCUCCAGUGGCGAGCAGGUGCCAAUGAAGAUGUUGUCCAAAGGCGACUGGUUUGGCGAGCAGGCGCUGAAAGGUGAGGACGUGCGCACGGCCAGUGUGACCGCUGUGGGCGCCGUCACAUGUUUGGUGGUAGACAGAGAGUCCUUCAAGCAGCUGAUUGGCGGCCUAGAGGAAGUUACCAACAAGCAGAGCGAAGACGACGAGGUCAAGGCCAAGCGUCUGGUGGAAGAUGAUUUCUUCUCCAGCGUGACGCUGGGGGACUUCACCGUGGUCUGCACCCUCGGCAUGGGUGGUUUCAGCCGUGUGGAGCUGGUGCAGCUGAAGAACGACGCUGGCCGCUCCUUUGCCCUUAAAGUCCUGAAGAAGCGUCACAUCCUGGACACCAGCCAGCAGGGACACAUCCUGUCGGAACGCCGCAUUAUGAUGGAGGUCCACAGCCCCUUCAUCAUCAGGUUGUACCGGACCUUCCGGGACCCAAAGUACCUGUACAUGCUGCUGGAGGCGUGUCUGGGCGGCGAGCUCUGGACGCUGUUACGUGACAGGGGAUCAUUUGACGACGGGACCACCAGGUUCUACACGGCGUGCGUGAUCGAGGCUCUGGCCGAGCUGCACUCCAGAGGGAUCAUUUACAGAGACCUGAAACCUGAGAACAUCAUCUUGGACCACAGAGGCUACGCCAAGCUGGUGGACUUCGGCUUUGCCAAGAAGGUGGGUCUGGGCAAGAAGACGUGGACCUUCUGUGGGACUCCUGAGUAUGUGGCCCCCGAGAUCAUCCUGAAUAAAGGUCACGAUAGCUCCGCCGACUGCUGGUCGCUCGGAAUUCUCAUCUUCGAACUGCUCAGCGGCAGUCCGCCCUUUUCUGGUUCCGACCCGAUGAAGACGUACAACAUCAUCCUGAGAGGCAUCGACAUGGUGGAGUUCCCCAAGAAGAUCACCAAGAGCGCCGCCAACCUCAUUAAACGCCUCUGCAGGUUCAUCAUGCCAAUACUAGCACUACUGCAGUAUUACUACUACAACCACUGCUGCCAUGCUAGUAAUAUCACCACUACUACUGUCACUGCUGCCGUUCUACUAAUACUACUGAAGUACUACUACGACCUUUAGUGCAGUUCAUUCUACUAAUACUUUCACUUGUGCCCUGCUAAUACUACUACCAUUACUGCGCUACUAAGAGGAACGCUAACAGUAGUAACUUCCUGUUUCCUCUUCUCCUCCCACCUGUCACAUCCUCCUCCUUUCUCUUCGACUUCUCCUUUUCUUCUUCUCAUCCGCCUCCUCAUCUUCUUGUUCAUUUCUUGUUCGUCUGCUUCUUCUUCUCCUCAUCGCAUUGUAGUGCUUUGUAGUUCAUGGUAGUACUUCAUACAACAACGCUAGAACUUGAUAGUACUUGAUUGUAAGCCCUUUCGCGGCCAUGCGUGUGACGUCAUCAUGAAGCGCGUGUAUGUCAGGGACAACCCGUCAGAGCGCCUGGGGAACCAGAAGAAC